CUCGGCCUCUCGGCCUAUCCAUAUACCUCCUCUUGGACUCUGUUUACCCGCCAUGGAAGUCUCUUCAUCACUGGCCAUCCCUGCAUGGCUUCCGUCCUCUCCAUACCCUUCCAAAGAGAACUCCUUGCUUCCUUCACCUCUCGCCCGAAGUACCAGUUUCCUUUUGCUCUCAAAUCUCACUCCUUUAGUUACUUCCUCACGCUCUCACCCCUCGGUCGCACGAUCGUCGAUGAUUUCUCCAAGAUCUCCGCGGCCAGGACCCCCGCGACCAACGUCGAUGAGAGAAUUGCCCUCGGAGAACAGACCCAUGACAAGCGAGCCAAGCAUCAGAGAACCCAGGGAGACGAAAGGGUUGGCAGAAAUGGUGGGCGAGCUGAGGGUGGAACAGCGAGUGAGGUAAAGAAUGUUGAGCUUGGCGUCGCCAAACAGAGGCUGGCUUUUCUGAGGUCCAGAGGCGAAGGCACGGCUCGGAAGUCAAAAAAGAUGACACCUUGGGUGAGAAGAGACAAGGAAAAGGAGGAAGAGAGAAGGAUGAAGAAGAAGAGUAAGAAACCCAAGCUUCGCGAAGAUGAAAUCGAUCUUAGAGUGAAGCUGGAUAUGCGCUCGAAGACGGGGGAUGUGAUGGGCGCCAUUGCCCUAUAUGACUCCGCCGUGAAAGAAGGUAUCAAGCUGAAGCAGUACCACUACAACGUGCUGCUCUAUUUGUGUUCUGCUGCGGCCAUCGGGGUCAUUCACCCAGCAAAAAGUGGUUCUUCUGGUUCCAAUCCACAUUACUCGAGCAACGAGUCUUUGUCGAAGCAUUCGGCCGAAGCAGGUGAAGAAGAUGGGGAAGUGGUACACGAGGAGAACGCCCAACAUACUUCCGAGUCGAAUGGAGCCCUAAUUAAAGAUGCAAGCCAAGGAGCCCGGAAAGAUGGAGUUCCAAUUCAAGUCAGCGAAGACAUCAGAGACUACGCUCGAACCAGGGGACUGGAGAUAUACGAAAAGAUGUGCUUGGAGAAGAUUCCGAUGAGCGAGGCAGCUCUAACAUCGGUGGCCCGAGUAGCAAUGUCAAUGGGCAACGGCGAUAUGGCCUUUGAGAUUGUAAAGCAAAUGAAGCCUCUGGGCGUGACUCCAAAGUUGCGCUCCUAUGGUCCUGCAUUGCUGACCUUCUGCAACGAUGGCGACGUCGACAAAGCUUUCGAGGUCGAAGCACACAUGUCGCAGAACGGCGUCCACCCCGAAGAGCCUGAGCUGGAGGCGCUCAUGAGAGCUAGCGUCGCAGCUCGUAGAGGAGAAAAGGUUUACUAUCUACUGCACAAGCUUAGAACCAAUGUUAGGCAGGUGUCUCCAUCUACAGCAACGGUACUCGAGGCUUGGUUUAGGAGCUCAGCUGCAUCUAGGCUGGGGAAAAGGAAAUGGGAUGUGCAGGCGGUGGCAGAAGCCAUUGAGAAAGGUGGAGGGGGAUGGCAUGGGCAGGGAUGGCUGGGCAAAGGAAAGUGGAAUGUGUCACAUACUGGUGUUAGCACAGACGGCGUUUGCAUGGCUUGUGGUGACAAAUUGGUGACCAUAGACCUUGAUCCAAUCGAGACAGAAAACUUUGCCAACUCUGUAGCAUCACUGGCCAACAAAAGAGAAAGGAACUCAAAUUUUCACAAGUUUCAAAAAUGGUUAGAUUAUUAUGGUCCAUUUGAAGCUGUCGUUGAUGCUGCAAAUAUUGGUCUUUUUAGUCAGCGGCGGUUCUCCAUUAAUAAGGUCAAUGCAGUUGUUAAUGCCAUACGGCAGAAGCUUCCCAUGAAGAGAUGGCCACUGAUCAUCGUACAUAACAAACGCCUCACCGGAGGCAAGAUGAAUGUGCCGCUCAACAUGAAGCUUUUAGAGAAAUGGAAAUAUGCAGAUGCUAUUUAUGAGACCCCUACCGGAUCUAAUGAUGAUUGGUACUGGUUAUAUGCAGCUAUAAAAUGUAAAUGCUUAAUCGUGACGAAUGAUGAGAUGAGAGACCAUAUAUUCCAGGUUUUAGGGAAUGAUUUCUUCCCCAGAUGGAAAGAAAGGCAUCAGGUACAUUUCAGUUUUCACGAAGGAAGCUUUGAGUUUGAUAUGCCACCUCCGUGUUCCAUUGUUAUUCAGGAAAAUGAGAGAGGCCAUUGGCAUAUUCCCAUCUCAACCGUCCAAGAGCAGGAGAGGGAACGAACCUGGUUGUGUGUAACACGUGCCCACAAGGCGAUAGAAGAAUCAUCAAAUCCUCCUAGAGGUUGGUGGGAUGUCUGAUGGCUUAGAUGAACAUUUUCAUACCCUUGCUACCCUUUCUUUAAGAUAUGAAUGGGAUCAGCAUAGACAAUACAAAAUAUGAAUAGAUUGAUCUGAUUUUGGUUAAACAGAGUUUAUCUUAGUCAUUCAGAGAUCGAAAGAACUCGAUCGAUGACUCGGCAUGAAACUUGGUAUUGACUGUGAUCUCAUGUCUUCAACAAAUGUAAGAAAAAUUAGUGGACUAAAGUGCAAAUUUGUUGGAGAAUACAGAACAUCACUGAUACCAAAUUGGAGUAAGCUGGUUCUGAACUGGAUAAGAACUUUACUGAUCAUAACCCUGAUUACAUGUUUGGAUGACCUAAGUCAUGAAAUCCUAAACUGGGAUGUGAGGUACAGUAAGAAGAGUACCUCCAGUAUGGAAUAGGAUUCAAGGCUUCCAAAAGCUCCUCUGGAUUCCAAAGUAGUGAUGUACAUGGUUAGAUAGCUCAAGCAGCAGCACCUUUGAAGAUGAGGAAAUAGAGUGUCUCCAAGCAGAAGUAGAUGAAGGUGCCCUUUUUGUGAGUGAAGAAGCACCCAAAGUUGGAACCCACCACACACUGCCAUCCAGGGCCAUACCUAAGAUCAAACUCCUACCACAUGAACAACCAAAACAGUUGAUGCUGGAGGAACAAGAGAGAGGCAGAGAUGAUGAUGGUGGACUGCACAAAGAGAUAGAUACCUUUUUGAUGUAGGCAGCCAUGCUCUUGCAGUCGAGGACAUCAAAGAGGUCAAGGGCUUCUGAGGCACAGGACAUGGCUUGGAGCUGCAUCUUCACAGGCAUGUCUGUCUCCUGAAUCAUUGCCUUGCCUUCCAACAUCUUGGCUUCCCUUCUUCCUCCGAGUGAAGAUGAAGUGAUGGCUUUCCAGGCUUGACACAAAACUCCAACUCACCUUCCAAAAGAUGCAAGCACAAAGCAGGACAAAACCUGUGAGGUCCCACCGCCACCAGAUUCCACACUGCAACAUGUCUUUGUGGAGAUUCCUUAGAGCAGAAGAUAAUGUUUUGUUUCCACCUGUGCAGGAACAGAUGUUAUUCCACAAGAGCUUUUGUUUAAUGGUAUUUAUGUGACAGAGAACAUGUCUCCACCUGUAUGCAUGACAUAAAAGUAGCUCCGAAGUGUGCAUUUGUGGCACUGACAGUGUAUGUUGGGACAACAACAUGCAACCUCGAAGCAUUAAAUUUUUUUGUUGACA
Musa acuminata AAA Group (dessert banana) is the source of this 3458-nucleotide messenger RNA. Its product is annotated as proteinaceous RNase P 1, chloroplastic/mitochondrial-like. Gene Ontology annotation, molecular function: protein binding; ribonuclease P activity. The record is from RefSeq and is a predicted model, not a curated record. Gene Ontology annotation, biological process: tRNA 5'-leader removal. Lineage: Eukaryota; Viridiplantae; Streptophyta; Magnoliopsida; Zingiberales; Musaceae. The transcript is spliced from 7 exons. Bases 85 to 2247 code for a protein of 720 amino acids.